Molecule: messenger RNA, 2148 nt
Organism: Rasamsonia emersonii CBS 393.64
Lineage: Eukaryota; Fungi; Ascomycota; Eurotiomycetes; Eurotiales; Trichocomaceae
Product: Protein kinase domain-containing protein
Exons: 1
Coding region: 1-2148 (715 amino acids)
Biological process (GO): protein phosphorylation
Cellular component (GO): cytoplasm
Molecular function (GO): protein serine/threonine kinase activity; ATP binding
Source: RefSeq, a predicted model, not a curated record
AUGCCCGAACUCUCCUCCUUGUGGUGGACGGACGAGAGAAUCGAGGCGACGCUUUCACGCGAUUACGUUCUCUCCCAUCUCAAGGCCGAGUAUCACGCGCGGCUCUUCUCGCUGCCUCCCUGGGGCGAAGGGCUGACCAGCGAGACGUACCUCGAAUGGAUCCUCACCAAAGCCGGCAGGCUCUUUCUCAUCCUGAACGACAUCGGCAUCCCAGAGCGCAUCUUUGCCCUUGUCGACCAGUCCAUCGACGACGCCGAUCUCCCCAUCGCUGAUGCACGCGUGCCCGAACUCCGGCUCUCACCUGCCGACGACAGUCCCGCCCUCGACUCGAAAUUCUUCCAUGCGCAGUGGCGCUUCCUCGUUCGGAGCAUCAAGGAGGGCGAGCAUGUCAACUUCACCGACAACGAAGGAGUCCCCGUCGAGCUGCUCCAGUCGAACAAAGAUGGCGUCGAGAAGGUCAUUCUGUCGGGCGCCGUGUGUCGUACGUAUCUACGCACUCGCAUCAAGGUCAACGAAGCGCCGCAUUUCUUCGAAGAAGAGGAGGUUCUGCGUGAAAUACGCUCGCUGAGGAAGCUGGCCCACGAACACGUCUUUUCGGUCUACGGCUCGUAUUUUGUCGACGACAGUAUCUACGUGCUCUUUGCCGGCACCUAUGAACGCACCCUCCUCUCCUUCCUCACCGAUACACCUCACCAUUUCAAGCGACUCCCCAAGCCAGCACGGAGGGAGAUCUUGGUCAACUGGCCACACUGUCUGGCCAACGGGCUGGCGUGGCUCCAUGCCAACGGCCAUGCUCAUGGCGCGAUUCGGCCGUCCAACAUUCUGGUGGACUUUGACCACCGGAUCUUCCUCGGGCAGUUUGAGGCUCUCGACACGCUCCUGUUUCCGCCAAAAAUCAACGACGUCGAGGCUUAUCAGUACGCCGCGCCGGAGCGAUGGAUCCGGACCGCGGCCGUCCAGGAGAUUGCGCCUUCGCGGACCAUGCACCAUUCCGGAGGUCGCACCGUCUGGAGACCGUCGUCGUCUUCCAAGUCGAAGGACCUCAAUUUCCGUUCCAGUUGGAUGUCGGAAAGCUCCCGAUCGGAUUCAGCCGCCUCCAAGGGGACCGUCAUCCGAGUCGGGUCUCUGGGGUCCCCGUCACGGGCUUCCCACGCUCAUUCCUCGUCCUCGUCGGGCUCUAGCCAUGGCGACAGUUCCCCGAGACUGUCAUUCAGGAGGAAGCCAAUUCUAUACACGCCGUCUAUUACCUCCUCGUCUUCCACCUCUUCUGGUUCCACCACACGCGUUGUUAGCCCAGGCCAGAAGUCGAGGACUCUGUCUAGUACAGGCCCUCACACGGCAGUCGUUCAGACCUGGCAGUCCCACCAGGCCAAUGCUCAGCUGUCAGAUAUAUUCUCGCUCGGCGCCGUCAUCCUCGACAUCUUCACCUAUCUCUGCGAGCGCAAGCUAUCAGCAUUUGCCAGCCACCGCGCUGCCAAAAACCGGACUCCGGGCCGGGGCGGCGGCAUCGCAGACGCCUCAUUCCAUCUCGACCGCAACCUCAGCCAGGUAACGUCGUGGAUCACGCUCCUGGAGCAAGACUCAAAGAAGCGGAAAGGUCUUGCGUUUAGAGCCGUCAAGCCGAUGCUCUCGGUGGUGCGAGAGAUGCUGGCCAAGCAGCCGGAGAAGCGCCCGUCUGCAGCGUACGUGGAGCGGCAGUUUGUCAACAUCGCCCGCCAGCUGGACGGGAUUAUUGAGGUGCACUGUCUGACGAAGCUGUAUCCUUCGAAACUGACCCGGACUGCUGGGGAGUCAGAGUCUACAGAGGAAAGUAAACCAUCAUCGCCAUCAGCAGAGGGAAAUCCAUCAUCCGACAGACCCACCAAGCAGGUCAAUCCAGACGAGAAGAAGACAACACUACCAACAACAGAGAUAGAUCCAGACCUCGACUUUGGUCUCGGCUCAGUCACAAGAACAAGAGCAGCAAGCAGCGACGAGACAGACACAGACACAGAGACAGAAACAGAAAAUGAUAACGACGAUGACUACGACUACGACCCCGAUCUCGUCAUCCUGCAGAACGAGCUAAGGAAACAUUGGAAUGAUUCUACUUUUCUUGAUACCUCGCCGUCGUCGUCAACCAUGUCGCUGGCUGGAUAUGCGGAGUAA